Melanotaenia boesemani (Boeseman's rainbowfish) is the source of this 1151-nucleotide messenger RNA. RefSeq names its product SRY-box transcription factor 32 (gene sox32). The record is from RefSeq and is a predicted model, not a curated record. Bases 74 to 1036 code for a protein of 320 amino acids. The transcript has 2 exons. Lineage: Eukaryota; Metazoa; Chordata; Actinopteri; Atheriniformes; Melanotaeniidae. Gene Ontology annotation, biological process: cell differentiation; anatomical structure morphogenesis; regulation of DNA-templated transcription. Gene Ontology annotation, molecular function: RNA polymerase II cis-regulatory region sequence-specific DNA binding; DNA-binding transcription factor activity, RNA polymerase II-specific.
AUUACUCUGCAUCACCGGGAGGAUGACAGCGGCCUGCAGCUGAGCGGAAACUCAAACAGUACCACCGGUAGCCAUGCGUUUCAACCAAGACGCCGCUAACUUCCAGUUUUGCGUAAACAUGUUCGAAAGCGAGGACUCCGCCUCCGCAGACGGGGAGCAGAUGAGCGAGGUGCGGUCCCCCAGUUUGGCGCCUUCCAGCCCGCUUUCUGUAAACUCGGACUCCAGCUGUACCAGUCCUGAAGCCAAGUCUGCUUCAACGCAGCAGAGGGUGAGGAGGCCCUUGAACGCCUUCAUCAUCUGGACCAAAGAGGAGCGCAGGCGACUGGCGCAGCUCAAUCCAGACCUGGAGAACACGGAUCUAAGCAAAAUACUUGGAAAAACCUGGAAGGCCAUGUCUUUGGCUGAGAAGCGUCCAUACAUGCAGGAGGCUGAACGUCUGAGGAUCCAGCACACCAUUGACUUUCCUCACUACAAGUAUAGGCCUCGUCGGAGGAAGCAGCUGAAGAAGAGCACCAAGCCUCAAACUCCAGAAGCUUCCCCACUCUGCAGCUCAGGCUUCAGCAUGCCCUACAACCUCACCUACUUUCUCCAGAACCAGCAGCAGACUCUCCAAAAUUCACCUCCUUUCCCUCAUGUUUCACUACAUAGUAGUUACACAAACCUCAAAGUUUUUCCAGACUCAGCAGCAGCAAACGGUUUCUCAAACAACCCUGGCUUGUACUCAAAGCCACCUGCAUACCAAGCAGAACCUCAGGUGUAUUUUGGCUCUCAAAACAGUCACAUGCAUUAUGGUUUCUCAUCUUCAGCUGGUCCAUCUGUGGAACAGGGGGAGUCUAUGGUCUAUGGGGUAUCGCAGUGCCCCACUGGGCCCUCGCUGGAGUUUUACUUGGAGCAGGUUCAGCUGGACAUGCUUUACGAUCUUGACCGCAGCGAAUUUGAACAAUACCUGGGUCCCAACCCUCACAGGCCCGAAUCAGCAGAUCCCAGCAGUUAUCAUCAGCAGAGCAGCCACAGAGGGGGACGCUCACUGUCAUAAAGCUAACCAGAGGGUUGUAUUUAUUUAAAUUAUUCCAGUGUAUUUCAGUAUUUUACUGUUAAAAUUGUACUAUAUGUGUGUGUUUUAGUUGUUUGGAAACUUCUGCUCUAAAAUA